Nestor notabilis (Kea) is the source of this 554-nucleotide messenger RNA. Its product is annotated as intersectin-2-like. The transcript is spliced from 3 exons. Gene Ontology annotation, cellular component: cytoplasm; plasma membrane; clathrin-coated pit. NCBI's taxonomy places the organism in Eukaryota, Metazoa, Chordata, Aves, Psittaciformes, Psittacidae. The record is from RefSeq and is a predicted model, not a curated record. Gene Ontology annotation, molecular function: molecular adaptor activity. Gene Ontology annotation, biological process: clathrin-dependent synaptic vesicle endocytosis; endosomal transport. The annotation marks the transcript as partial.
UGACAUUUGAGGACAAAAGGAAAGCCAACUAUGAGAGGGGAAAUGUGGAGCUGGAAAAACGCCGUCAGGUCCUUUUGGAACAGCAGCGGAGAGAGGCUGAACGUAAGGCUCAGAAAGAAAGAGAAAAACAAGAGCAAAGAGAGAGGGAACGCCAAGAACUGGAACGGAAAAAACAACUCUUUGUGGAAAAACAACGAGAGAGACGACAAGAGUUGGAAAGACAAAGGGAAGAAGAGAGGAGGAGAGAAAUAGAAAGGCGGGAGGCAGCAAAGCAAGAACUUGAGCGCCAGCGACGCCUGGAAUGGGAAAGAAUUCGUCGCCAAGAACUUCUUAAUCAACGUAACAGGGAACAAGAAGAAAUUGUCAGGUUGACCUCUAAAAAGAAGAGCCUUAAUCUUGAACUAGAAGCCCUGACAGACAAACAUCAGCAAAUCUCAGGCAGAUUGCAAGAUAUUCGAAGCAAAAAGCAAAUUCGAAAAACUGAACUGGAGGCUUUAGAUAAGAAAUAUGACCAAGGGAUCAUGGAAGUUAACCAGCUACAACAAGAGCUUCGG